Molecule: messenger RNA, 2182 nt
Organism: Manduca sexta (tobacco hornworm)
Lineage: Eukaryota; Metazoa; Arthropoda; Insecta; Lepidoptera; Sphingidae
Gene: SC35
Product: serine/arginine-rich splicing factor 2
Exons: 4
Coding region: 144-647 (167 amino acids)
Molecular function (GO): RNA binding
Source: RefSeq, a predicted model, not a curated record
UUUCAUCCGGCCGCCAUAUUAAUUUACCGCUUGGCUUGUACAUACGUGCGACGAAAUAGAACGGCCUUUCUUUAAUGUGACGCCAUUUUAAGUGUGUGAUAGGGGAAUAAAAUUAAGUGAAAACAAUAAUAAAAUAGAUCAAAAUGAGUUACGGAAGGCCACCGCCGCGGAUUGACGGCAUGGUGUCGCUCAAAGUGGAUAAUUUGACCUAUAGAACGACGCCUGAAGAUCUUCGUCGCGUGUUCGAAAGAUGCGGAGAUGUCGGUGAUAUCUAUAUUCCUAGAGACCGGUACACAAGAGAAAGCCGUGGAUUUGCAUUUGUCAGGUUUUUCGACCGACGUGAUGCGGAAGAAGCGUUAGAUUCCCUGGAUGGACGCAUGCUGGAUGGCAGGGAGUUGCGCGUGCAGAUGGCCCGCUAUGGGCGUCCGUCUUCGCCAUAUAGAAGCCGAUACGAUCGUCGACGCAGCUAUUCCCGUUCACGGUCUCGUUCACGUCGUCGCUCCAGGUCCCGAUCCCGUUCGCGGAGGCGUUCGUACUCGCGUAGCCGUAGCCGCAGCCGUUCGCGGUCCCGGUCGCGCUCUGACUCCAAGAGCUCGCGUGGCCGCUCUCGCAGCCGCAGCCGCUCGCGAUCCCGCUCCAGGCACUGAGAUAUUGGUUGAGUGAGAGAGUACCGUUAGUGAGCUGAAGUGCUGUUACCACAUGACUGAGCAGCCUUUAGCAAAGGUACUAUGACUCAUCAGUUAUGAUAAGCCAUCCACAGACCUAACUAUGAUUGACAUAGUGGCAAAAUGUUAAUGCAACAAAUUAUUCUUAAGUUCCCCCUUCAUUAGAUAUAUUACUGUCUAACAAACAAUAUUGUAUUCUUUACUUUUCCAUGGUGUGUGACUGAUCCAUUGUAGCACACAAAAUCAUGAAUUUGUUUCACUACAUAAUUGGGCUUUAUUAUUUCUGUUAUUGUAAACUUUUAGUUGUUUAAUUUGUUAGUUUUAAGUUAAUAUUAAAACAAUUUGUAUUUUAACUUAUAAUAGUCAUGUUCUUGAUUUGUAACAAUUUCAAAUAAAUUCUUUUUAGGAUAUGUGAAUUAAUCCACACCUAGGUGUAAUGCCAUGCAGUGGUUAGAUAUACUUUCAGGUUCAUUAUUACAAAAUAGAAGAUCAUGUACCACCACACGGGAUAAUUGGGCUAAAUUGGGAAUUAAUUUGUGACCUCUUCAUUUGUGGUAAAUCUGACUAUAUCAUAUAAACAUGAAGACCUUAGUUUAUAUAUUAGUUUUAAAGCAAUGUCAUAUUCGAGACAAUCUUGAGUGCUGGGUCUCUUGUACUUGUACAAUUAUGUUUUAAUUUUUUUAAGUUAUUGUAAACUUGCAUGACAAGGCCUUUAUUAUUCAAGCCAAUAACAUAUGUAAAAGAUUUUACAAAUAAAUGAAUUAGUUUCCUUCAUUAACUGAUAUAUUGGUAUGCUCAGGGCGUGAGGAGAGCGCGGGGAGCGAGGCUGUAUGCGGGGAGGGGUGUGGGUUGUUGCUGUUGUUUGCGGUUGCUGACAACUGCUGAAUUGCUGUUUUUGCAGAAUGAAAGUUAUGAGUAAACAUUUAUAUUAUUGACGAGCCGAGACACGCAUUAAAUAGGAACAUUAAACACAUUAACAAAAAUGAAGACUUCAACUUUGAGGUAACAAGUGGUUCUGAUUGCCCGUAAAACAAUGUAUAGAUUCAUUUUAAUCCAUACAUACUAUUAUAUACAAUACUUUGCAGUUAAGUUUGAAAAUGUCAGCACGGCAAUUAUCCAUAAAAUUAAACUGAUUCACAUUUUGAGCUUACUAUGUUAAGUGUUAAAGAUCGAAGUAUGGAGAUGGAGGCUGAUGAGCAGAGUCCAAACUAACAUUUACAUUUGUUUGGCAGGCCGGUGCUGCUCGCUGGCCUGUUUGCUGUGGCAGUUUCCUGUUCCGAUUGCUGUGAUUUCCAGAUUUGCGCGCGUCUAGGUUUAUCGGUAAAAAAUAUAAAACCCUCCCUGCCCUCCAGACAAGAGUACAUUUUGCUAUUUAACCUCUUAAAUGAUUUUUGUACAUGGUAAGAGAAAUAGGUAUGUUUGUAAAGAUAGAAGAAAGAAGAAUCAUUACAUUCGCAGGCGCCUGGCACUGGAUUCUGUGUAGUUUUACUUACCGUCAAUAAAACUAUCUUACAUGA